Molecule: messenger RNA, 1530 nt
Organism: Solanum stenotomum
Lineage: Eukaryota; Viridiplantae; Streptophyta; Magnoliopsida; Solanales; Solanaceae
Exons: 5
Coding region: 1-1530 (509 amino acids)
Source: RefSeq, a predicted model, not a curated record
AUGUUUGAGCAAGAAAAAAAGAUCCUUCAGGAGACGCAAAAAUGGAGCCUGCUGGAGGAAAAGGUUUUGAGACAAAAAUCUACCGCAUGCUGGAUUGAUAGUGGAGAUGCCAACUCCAAGUACUUUCAUGCACAAUUCAAGAUCAAGGCAAACCAAAACACUAUAUCCUCUAUAUACACUGCAGGACGUACAAAGAUCACUGAUUCUACAACUAUUGAGCAGGAAUUUGUUUUUGUGUUUAGUAAAUUGAUGGGUGAUUGUCAUGAGAAGAUGCCUUGUCCUAAUGCACAGAUCAUAAAAGAUGGAUCAUGCCUUGGUAGAGAACAACAACUUGUUUUGAUAGCUAAGGUUAGUAUGGAGGAGAUUAUUCAAGCUGUGGAAGAGAUGCCAAAAGAUAAAGCACCAGGGGUGGAUGGUUGCCCAAUAGAAUUUUAUACAAAAAAUUGGGGUAUAGUAAAGGAGGACUUAUAUGCAGUUGUUCAACAUUUUUUUAGCUCUAGGGUCAUGAUGAAAGCUUGGAACUGCACAACUGUCACAUUAAUACCUAAAGUUCCUUCUCCUACCCAGAUGACAGACUUUAGACCUAUUAUCAAUGGAGACCUGACUAAUCCUUUCAAGGCAAAAAGAGAAUUGAGGCAAGGGGAUCACAUGUCCCCAUAUCUCUUUGUGCUAGCUAUGGAGGCUGACAUUAUCUCUAUUACAUUAUUGAAAAAGACUCUUCAAAACUUCUCUGAUGUAUUAGGAUUGCAGGCUAAUGAAACUAAGAGUUCUAUUUAUGUUGUUAGAGUAACACAGGAGGUCAAGAAUGAUAUACUCACAUUGCUUGGGUUUGAUGAAGGAACCCUCCCCUUCAAGUAUUUGGGGGUUCCUUUGUCAACAAAUAAAUUGACUAUUCAACAGUGUCUUCCACUGGUGGAGAAGAUCACAGCAAAAUUAAUCAAGUCUGUACCGUUUGGUAUGCAAAGCUAUUGGGCUAAGAUUUUUGAACUGCCAAAGAGAGUAAUAAAAAUGAUUGAAGUUGUAUGUAGAACUUUUAUAUGGACCGGGAAAGAGGAGAUGUCAAGGAGAGCACUAGUAGCCUGGGAGAAGGAGAUGAAAAAGCUGGAAAAGCAAGGUAAAUUUCAGAUUAAGGCAGCUUAUCACUAUUUUCAGCAGCAACACCCUAGAGUUCCUUGGAAGAGCUUAACCCUACACAAGCAUAUACAUCCAAGACACAGAUUCCAUCUUUGGCUAGCAGUGCAACAGAGAUUGUCCAUUGUGGAUCGACUACAAAAAUUUGGCAUCCAGGUCCUUAUGGAAUGUUCCUUCUGUUCUCAGGAAGAGGAGACAUUCGAUCACCUUUUAUUCUCAUGUUCCUAUAGCUAUAGGUUUGGACUAGAUUGCUUCAUUGGUUGCACCAGCCUCGAAAUAUUGUCUCAUGGCACCAAGAGCUGGAGUGGAUUUGUCACAAGGCAAAGCAGAGAAAUAGCAUGGCUGAGAUUGUGUGAUGCACCUUUGCGAUGGUGGUUUACUGUAUAUGGAGGGAUGUGA